AUGGUGCGCGACGCGCUCGCGCGACGCGAGGGCAUCAGCGCGGAGGAGGACCGCGAUCGCUCCGACAUCCUCGACCGCGUAGACGCGGCGAGCGCGUGGCUGGAGAAGACGGAGGGCCUUGGCGCGAGGGACGACGACGACGACGCGCGACCUCCGAUGGUCGUCGUCCAGCGAUGCGGCGUCCUCGGGCGGCCGCCGACGGGAAAGCCGGGGAUCGAGGCGAUGAUGCAGUCCGUCGCGCCCGGGUGCGUCGGCGACGGCGACGUCGUGUUCGAGCGGUUCGGCGACGGGAUCGUCGGCGUGAGGGGAGGGGCGGAGGGGGACGACGCGUGCGCGGUGUGCCGCGAACGCGUCGUCGUCGUCGGCGACGGCGGCGGCGAAGGAGGUGCGUUCUAUACACUGGUCCCCAUACGACCGCGUUCGCGAGGUGAACGCCGAUCCUUAAGGACUUUGCCCGGCGCAUCUCUCCGCCCACACCUCGCUUUCAAUCCCCGCCCGCGACGCCUUUCAACUCCACCUGACGCCUUUCAACUCCACCCCGGCGGCGAAGAGGCGAAGACGAAGGGAAGCGAAGAAGGCGAGACGAAGACGCCGGGCCCCUCGGACGCCGACGCGAUGGGUCUGCCGUGUCGGCACGUCUUCCACCGCGGAUGCCUCGCGCCGUGGUUCGCGACGUGCGACGCGAAGGGCGUCCCGCUGUCGUGCCCGGAGUGCCGGCAGCGGCUACCGUUGACGGGCGAGGUGGGGCCCGCCCGGGUUCUAUUUCCACACUGGUCCCCAUACGACCGCGUCCGCGUUGUGAACGCGUACGCCGCGUCCUACGACCCCGCACAAUUACUUCGCGCUCGGUACCGAGAAUUUCUCAUCGGCGGCAUGUGCGAGUGCUGCCAGGCGACGCACAUGGAGAGCGACCCGCAGGUGUACUUAGACUGCCACGACGGCACCCCCCCGGUGGUCGUGCAGAGGAGCGAGCUCCCGCCGGAGGCUCGGUACGACGUGCGGUACUCGCAGAUGGCCAUCGCGGAGAUGCGCGGGUCGACGGCGGCGAUGGACGACGGCGCGCACGCGGAUUUCCCGCGCGGAUUCACAAUGCGCAGGUGUCAGGGGGAGCUUUUCGCGGACGAGGACGAGGGGUGA
Micromonas pusilla CCMP1545 is the source of this 1137-nucleotide messenger RNA. RefSeq lists its product as uncharacterized. The record is from RefSeq and is a predicted model, not a curated record. The coding region runs from base 1 to 1137 and encodes 378 amino acids. The transcript has 2 exons. Gene Ontology annotation, biological process: anaphase-promoting complex-dependent catabolic process. Gene Ontology annotation, cellular component: anaphase-promoting complex. Gene Ontology annotation, molecular function: ubiquitin protein ligase activity; cullin family protein binding; zinc ion binding. Lineage: Eukaryota; Viridiplantae; Chlorophyta; Mamiellophyceae; Mamiellales; Mamiellaceae.